Messenger RNA from Tupaia belangeri chinensis (Chinese tree shrew), 798 nucleotides. RefSeq names its product inorganic pyrophosphatase. Gene Ontology annotation, molecular function: magnesium ion binding; inorganic diphosphate phosphatase activity. Lineage: Eukaryota; Metazoa; Chordata; Mammalia; Scandentia; Tupaiidae. Gene Ontology annotation, biological process: phosphate-containing compound metabolic process. Gene Ontology annotation, cellular component: cytoplasm. Bases 61 to 798 code for a protein of 245 amino acids. The record is from RefSeq and is a predicted model, not a curated record. The transcript has a single exon.
AGUCGGCGCGGAGUGCGGGCCGGUGUCUGGGUGGCAGCGCGGCGGCUAGUCUUCGGCACCAUGAGCGGCUUCAGCUGCGAGGAGCGCGCCGCGCCCUUCUCCCUGGAGUACCGAGUCUUCCUCAAAAAUGAAAAAGGACAAUAUAUAUCUCCAUUUCAUGAUAUUCCAAUUUAUUCAGAUAAGGAUGUGUUCCACAUGGUGGUUGAAGUGCCACGUUGGUCUAAUGCAAAAAUGGAGAUUGCUACAAAGGAUCCUUUAAACCCAAUUAAACAAGAUGUGAAAAAAGGAAAACUCCGCUAUGUUGCGAAUUUGUUUCCUUAUAAAGGAUACAUCUGGAACUAUGGUGCCAUUCCUCAGACUUGGGAAGAUCCAGGACACAAUGACAAGCAUACUGGCUGUUGUGGCGACAAUGACCCGAUUGAUGUGUGUGAAAUUGGAAGCAAGGUUUGUGCAAGAGGUGAAAUCAUUGGGGUGAAAGUUCUGGGCAUACUGGCCAUGAUUGACGAAGGGGAAACCGACUGGAAAGUCAUUGCCAUUAAUGUGGAGGAUCCUGAUGCCGCCAAUUAUAACGAUAUUAAUGAUGUGAAACGCCUGAAACCUGGCUACCUAGAAGCUACUGUGGACUGGUUUAGAAGGUACAAGGUUCCUGAUGGAAAACCAGAAAAUGAGUUUGCUUUCAAUGCAGAAUUUAAAGGUCCCCCCCGGGCCCUGGCUGGUCCUGACAUUUCACACUUCCAGCUGGCGAGCGGGACGGCCUGGGUCAGCCUCCGACCAUCUUUCGGUACCCGGAGGAAAUAG